AUGAGCUACACCGACCAUCCUGUGCUAAUCGUAGGCGCUGGACCAGCGGGUCUGGUAGCAGCGUUGACUCUCCUCCAAAAUGGUAUACCAGUUCGCAUCAUCGAUAAGGACCCCAACCCUCGCAUCGGACAGCGUGGUCCUGGAAUAUGGCCACGCUCCCUCGAGCUCUUCAACUUCCUGAAUGUCCCGGAAGUUAACAAUCUAGGGAAACCAAUCCCUGUCCUUCGUUUAUACAAGCCCGGGACGUUAGAACCUCUGAAACACUCUUCGUUGGCACCUCAUAUGGAACCUACACCAACGGUACCAUUCCACAUCCCAAAGAUGAUAGGGCAACAGCUCCUAGAUGUGGUUCUGCGACGCCACCUAGAGAAGCUCUCUUGUUCUGUCGAGAUGGGCUCCGAACUGCGCUCGUUCAAGCAGUCCGAGGAGGGCGUCACAGCUGUUCUGGAAAAGAACGGCAUAUUAGAGACUUUCGAUACCAAAUGGAUGAUCGGCGCCGAUGGUGCUAAAAGCGUCGUGCGCAAACAGCUUGGGCUCACAUUUUUAGGCGAGACUAGAGAUGACUUCUUUGUUGUCACUGGAGAUAUUCGUUUAAAGGGAGUCGGUCUUGAUAGAAUGCAUUUUCACGUAUUUGGAAACUUUGGUGAACGAUCGCUCUCAUUGCGUCCAACGGACGAAAUCGGCGAGGAUGGCUGGAAAUUCUUCAUCUCCGAUCGCGAACUAGAGUUGACGAAGAUCAUGAAGAGCGAGGAGCUUAUCUUCGAGGCUAUCGCGUCGUUCGUCCCUACUGAGAUUACGUUCAACAAGCUGGUUUGGGUGAGCGAGUUCCGGGCUAAUAUCCGUAUGGUGAAUAAGUUUAGCGAGGGUCGAGUGUUCAUUGUGGGUGAUGCUGCACAUGUUCACAGUCCUAGCGGUGGUCAGGGACUGAAUUCAGGUGUACAAGAUGCCUUCAAUCUAGGAUGGAAACUUGCGCUUGUCGAAAAAGGACUUGCCGAUAAGUCUCUUCUCGAGACAUACAGCGCCGAGCGUCUGCCUGUCAUCUCCGAGAUGCUCGAGAUUACGACCUCGAUGCUCGACCAGGCAAUAGUGACAGGAGACUUAACGAUCAAACGCAGCCCCAAGCUUUUCAUGCUCGGUAUCAACUGUCGGUUCAGCAGCAUCGUUCUCGAUGAAUUUGUGACUCCAGUCGAAGGGAAGCCUAUCAACGCAUACGGGGUGUUUGACGAGGGGCAUCUGGAGGCUGGGGACAGGGCCCCUGAUGCACCCAACGUGCUCCAGGUGGGACGUGGAGAAUCUGACAUGAAGACGCUUUUUUGCCUCUACAGACCUUGGUAUCACACGGUACUUGUGUUCGCGCCGAGUCUCGCAGACGCUAUCCCGAUUUUGGGCGCGCUGGAGGCAUGCAACAAAAGUGUUGUGCGCAAGGCUGUCGUUUUGCCGUCAUCGGCACCAGCGGCGCCCGUCGCAUCUCCUUGCGAUGAUGUCGUUCUUGUUGAUCAGGAGGGUUAUGCUUAUUCGGCUUAUCUUGUCGAAGUUAACCAGACGAAAGUGUUUGUGAUACGGCCGGACGGGGUGAUUGGGGCAAUCGUUCAUGGUGCAGAAGGCGUGAAGAAGUAUUUCUCGAAAAUAUUUUUGGACCUGUCGUAG
Messenger RNA from Suillus paluster, 1647 nucleotides. RefSeq names its product FAD binding domain-containing protein. Lineage: Eukaryota; Fungi; Basidiomycota; Agaricomycetes; Boletales; Suillaceae. The record is from RefSeq and is a predicted model, not a curated record. Gene Ontology annotation, molecular function: FAD binding. Bases 1 to 1647 code for a protein of 548 amino acids. The transcript is spliced from 12 exons.